CGAGUCGAGUGUAGUUACCACGGUCGCCGUGUUGCCCUGUGGAUCACUCCUCCCCAUCCUUCUCCUGCUACUCCUCCGCAACGAUAUCGCGCCGCGUAACACAUUCGCGUUUCGCAAUUUAUUCGCACGCAGAAAUCGCGUAAUCGGCCGCCGUCCGCCGUCCACAACAGUAACGUCCUUACCGCUCGUCGCCCGUCGUCGCGUACCGUCGCAGGAUAACAACAACAAUAAUAAUAAUAAUAAUAAUAAUAAUAAUAGUGCAUAUUGCAUGAAAUAUAUUAUAUUGUGUAUGACGACGAUGUCAAACGGUCGAUUAGAAACGAUAAAUCGCACAGCAGUGAGUCACGUCGACCGCGUAUGCGUCCGGUGCCGAUAGAACCCGUUCAAUCGUUACAAUAAACUGUCACAAUUUAUCAAUAUUUUAUUAUUACUAUCAUUGAUAUUAAUUCUGUGUUGGUGUUGAUUUUCCUCUCCCGGUUUUAUCGUCUGUACGCGAUAACCGCACACGCCGUCGUCGUGCAUCCAGAGGAGUUGGACGGCCAAGGUCGUGUUUCCAAUGGGAUUUUCGCGUGACAUUUUGGUGUCAAAUUUACAAUGACCGUGGCACAAUGGAUAUUUCCGACACUAAGGUUAGGGUUCUCUAUGACUUUGAGUACAAAACCAGAGAAAACAAGUGCGUAUCAAUCAAAGAAGGCGAGAAACUACUUUUGUUGAAAAAAACUAACGAUGACUGGUGGCAAGUUAUACGCAGUUCAGGCCAGCCAUUUUAUGUUCCAGCUACCUUUGUUAAAGAAAUUCCCCGAGCCCCUAGCAGGCCUAGUUUAUCCAAGGGCGAGGAGAAAAUUAUAGUAGAAAAACCACAAGUGCUAAAACGUACUAUUUUUGAAAAACCGUCAACUCCGUCCUACGAAAACAUUCCUUUAGAAAACACCACCGUUUUAAGUGUCAAUGACUUGAAUGUUGAUAAUGUGAUAAGUGAUAUUAAACGAGUUGAUAUUCAAAAUGAAAAUAACAUAUUGUCUCCAGUGUUAAACCGAAAAAAUAAAACUGUAGUUACAGUUAACCAAGAAAAUUCUGGCUAUUGUCAGGUGAAUAUUAAAAAAUGUGAUAUUAAAGAGCAACUUUCAUUACAAUUGUCCAGCUCUUUAGAAGAACUUGCUCAAGAAAUUGAGCUAAAAUCGUUGCCUUUGAACAAAAAUACAAUAACUUACGAGCCUUCUAAAGUACAGAACCUACUAGAAAACAUUCGCAAGCCUGCUAUAAUAUCAAUUCAAAAUCUAAAAGCCAUUGAAAAACCCGACUUAGGUAAUAAUGGACAAACUCCUAAAAAUAAACUUUGUUAUACUGGUAGCUUUAAAACAAAACAUGAACGUGAUAAAUGGGCUAAAAACAUAAUGACCAACGAAAAUAUUAUUGAAGAAAACAAACCAGAUGAUGAAGAAUCACUAAUGAUUAGUGAUUCUGUUUUAUCUAAAUCAAUAUCUACACCUGAUGCUCAUAGUACUAGUGCAGAUCUUACAGGUGGCUCAACAGAUAGUUUAUUAGAUGGUGAUUCAUUGGGCAUUACUGAUAGUGAUCAAGAUUCAUUGAGGAUGCAUGGAUCUAGAAAACGAACAUCUUUAGCCAGAAACCGUAGAGUGGAUUCUUAUUCUAAACGAUAUCCAAUACGAAAUUCUUCACCACCAAUUCUAGAUGUUACUCCAGGCCAUGGUGAAUCAUUUGAACGUUCCUGGUCUUCCCCUAAACAUCGUAUAGUUGAUGAAGACAAGAUAAGUGGGCAUAGUAGUGCUGGGACAAUUAAUUCAGGUAGUCAAAGUCAGAGUUCAUCUCCAUUAGCUGAAUUGGAUGAAGAAUAUGAACCUAAUGAUAAUACUCCACCACUAAGAACAAAAGUUAAACCUAUUAGUGAGACACCUGUAGGAUGGAUAAUGCAAGCUGAUCCUACCUCUGGAUUGCCAUGUUUUGUAAAUCAAUCAACUGGAGCAAAGUGGCUCUCUUCAAAAGAUUUUAAGGGGCGGUCGUAUUACUAUGAAGAAAACAGUAAAGAAUCAUCUUGGACAUUGCCUGAGACAAGUAAUAGCAAUGCAUCUAAUGUUAGCCCAUCGUCUCUUAAAGUAGACUUAGAAGAUUCUUCUUCGUCUUUGAAAUCAAACAAAAGCAAUAAUAGUGAGAAAAACGAUUCUUCGGAUUUAAAGAGCCCAUUGUCACCUCAAGUAAAUGUUCCUAAGAAUUGGCCCCAAUUAUGGGAUGGGCAUAUGUGCGUAUUGAAAGAAGGUCCUUUAAAUCGAACUAAAAUUACUGAAAACGGAAAGAGGCUUCGAAAGAAUUGGACGAUAUCACAUGUAAUACUUACUGAAUUGUUUUUGCUUUUCUUCAAAGACGCAAAAUGUUUUGUAGCAAUGAAAAAUGGAAAUGGACGACCAGAACUUUGUGUAGAUUUGAAUGGUGCCCUUGUGUAUCCAGCAGACAAGGUAUCUAGCCGUAAAAAUGUCUAUGUUAUCAGUACUGUUUUAGGAACUCAAGUAUUAUUCCAAAACGAAUGUAACGUCCAAGCCCAGUCAUGGCUCUAUGCAAUACAAGCAGUUAUUUCCAAUCUGCCAUGUAACUUUGACAGAUGUCCUCGUUCACCAAAUACACGUACCAAAGACUUACUUGACGCUGAAAAAAAAAACAAACUAAAUAGGAACAAAUCUCUUAAAUUAAAAGCAAAAGAUGGAGGAAGUAUGGAAGAUUUGACAUCCAAUGUAGAACGUCAGACAAAAAUUAAAGCCCGUCUUCGGAAAUUUUUUCAUCGAAGACCUACGAUGGAAUCGCUUGUCAAAAAAGGAAUAUGGAAAGAUGAGAAUGCAUUUGGAUGUUUUUUGGAACAUGUGGUUGGUACAGACCAACCUCGCGUCCCAGCUUUUGUACAACGUUGCGUGGCAGCUAUUGAAAUCAGCGAAGAAAACUUAAAAACCGAUGGUCUGUACCGAGCUUCAGGAAAUUUAUCUCAGGUGCAAAAGAUAAGGUUACAAGUUGACCAAAAUAAUCUAUCAGUGAUUGACCAAGAAGAGGACGUUCAUGUUCUAACUGGCGCUCUUAAGCUGUUUUUUAGAGAACUCAAAGAACCUCUUAUACCCUAUCAUGCUUUCCGCAAAGCCAUCUCAGCAGGCACAAGUCAUAGUCGUAAAGACAAGUUAUUACAUUUUCGUGACAUCACAAAAUCGUUACCUGGACCCAAUUACGACACGCUAAAAUUCUUGCUAAUACACUUAUUGAAAGUAACAAGUUAUAAGGAAUUCAACCGGAUGCACAUUCCAAAUUUAGCUAUUGUUUUUGGACCAACCCUGAUGUGGCCAGAAACUGAAUCAACAAAUAUGGCAAUUGACCUGAUGCAACAAAAUAUGGUUAUAGAAGCACUUUUAGCCGACUUUGAUAAUAUAUUCAAAUAAAAACGUUCAGUAAAAUAUUAAAAAGUCUGUACAAUACCGUUAAAAGCGUAACAUUCCAAUAUGUUUCCAUAUUGUAUUAAAAAAAAAGGAAUAAUUUGUGUGGAUAUUAUUUAAUAAUAUAAUAUACCACCGGAAUCAUUACAAGACAAUAUUUAAGACUGACACGUUUUGACAUGUAUUGCAGGAAAUGUUGGAUAUUAAUAUGUUUAUUUUUCUAUGGAUAUGAUACAAAUAUGUUAACCAAUUUUACUUUUUCUAAGUAGGGCUAACUGUUUAUCUUUAUGUAUGGUAGAAGU
Messenger RNA from Myzus persicae (green peach aphid), 3727 nucleotides. RefSeq names its product rho GTPase-activating protein 12-like. NCBI's taxonomy places the organism in Eukaryota, Metazoa, Arthropoda, Insecta, Hemiptera, Aphididae. The record is from RefSeq and is a predicted model, not a curated record. Bases 609 to 3431 code for a protein of 940 amino acids. Gene Ontology annotation, cellular component: cytoplasm. Gene Ontology annotation, biological process: signal transduction; regulation of GTPase activity. The transcript has 13 exons. Gene Ontology annotation, molecular function: protein binding.